AGAAAAGAAGAGGGGCGUGGCUGAGUGACUGCAAGGAAGCCUUUGCCUUUUAGCUUGUCAGCUUUCUCUGCAGCUUUGUAUUGAUUUUGGUGGUGCAACAGAAUAAUUUCAGAAGCUGGCAAUGUCUGAGAAUCAAGCUUUGAAUCCGACCCCCACAGUGGAGGUAUUUUAUGCUGCCAAGGCUCUGCUGGGUGAGGGGCCAUUCUUUGAGCCUGAGACCAAUCAGUUACUCUGGGUGGACAUUGAUGCCAACUCCAUCAACUUCCUUAACGUGGACACUGCCCAGAAUAGGUCCAUCAAGUUGCUGGACACAGUUGGGGCUGUGAUCCCUAUUCAGGGCUCUACCAAUCUCUUAGCUGCAGUAGGCAGGAAGCUGUGCAUUGUGGACAGAGAAACGGGUGCUGUCAUAGAAGAGUUAGCUAGUGUGGAAGAGGACAAGCCUGACAAUAGAUUCAAUGAUGCCAAAUGUGAUGUCAAUGGUCGUCUGUGGGCAGGGACAAUGGCAAAAUCGCAAACUCCUUUGGAUGGAAAUCUCUACACUUAUGCUGCAGGCAAGCUUUCUCUAUGUGUGCCGGGAGUCACUAUUUCGAAUGGCCUUGGUUGGAGCCUCGAUAACAAGACCAUGUACUACAUUGACAGUCCACCAAGACACAUAUACUCAUUCGACUACAACCUUGCUGAUGGAGCGAUUGCUAAUCAAAAGAUUUUGGUCGAUUUUGGGAAACGAGGAGAUAUUGGAUUCCCUGAUGGCAUGUGUACAGAUAUUAAAGGUCGGAUCUGGGUAGCAACUUUUAGUGGAGGUUGUGUCUCGUGCUUGGACCCCAAAACUGGUGACCUGAUUUUGUGCGUUGAAAUACCUGGAGCUAAAGAAAUCACCUCGUGUUGCUUUGGAGGGCCUGAUCACAGUUGGUUGUUUGUGACCUGUGCCAGCCUCUCUCCCACUGCAGGACCUAAUGGAGGGAGCGUCUUUGUGAUCAAGGACUUGGGAACUAAAGGACUGCCUGCUAACAGGUUUAAGCAUUAGUUGUGUUGUGAACGUACAGAGUUAACCUAUAUUUGUUUGGAAACUUAAUUUGACGUAAUGGAAUAUAAUAUAUCAUGAUCAUUUUGUUAAUUGCAAUG
This is a messenger RNA of Halichondria panicea, 1122 nucleotides long. Its product is annotated as regucalcin-like. The transcript is spliced from 5 exons. Gene Ontology annotation, molecular function: calcium ion binding; gluconolactonase activity. Bases 122 to 1024 code for a protein of 300 amino acids. Gene Ontology annotation, biological process: L-ascorbic acid biosynthetic process. The record is from RefSeq and is a predicted model, not a curated record. Lineage: Eukaryota; Metazoa; Porifera; Demospongiae; Suberitida; Halichondriidae.